AGUAGAGAAUGAGACUCAGGAGUUGCACGCACUUCGUCACCCUGGUUAUGCCACUCUGGGCAUUGGCUUUUUGCCUCCUCGUGAUGGUGCCGGUCCCAGCCCAGACAUCUAGUCUGGAGAUCGCAAAAGAAGAACGUCGACUACAGGAAUUGGAGUCCAAAAUGGGAGCGGAAACGGACCAAUCCAACGCAAAUUUAGCUGGAUCAUCAUUCUCGCGCUUUGGAGACAGGCGGAACCAGAAAACUCUUAGUUUCGGUCGAAGAGUGCCAAUGAUAUCCCGCCCUAUGAUCCCAAUCGAAAUGGACCUUCUGAUGGAUAAUGAUGACGAUCGAACAAAAGCUAAACGUUUUGACGACUAUGGCCACAUGAGGUUUGGUAAAAGAGGAGGAGAUGAUCAGUUCGAUGACUACGGCCACAUGCGCUUCGGUCGGUAAACCAAAGCCAUCCAUUUGUCGAUGAAUAGUUCUUCAGUAGGCUGUUUUUAUAAAUUGUAUAUAUACGAAUAUAUUGAAAACACAUACUAUAUAAACUAGUAUAUUCAUUGUAAUAAAUAUUCGCAUCCAAAAAAUGUA
Molecule: messenger RNA, 572 nt
Organism: Drosophila rhopaloa
Lineage: Eukaryota; Metazoa; Arthropoda; Insecta; Diptera; Drosophilidae
Gene: Dsk
Product: drosulfakinins
Exons: 1
Coding region: 9-434 (141 amino acids)
Source: RefSeq, a predicted model, not a curated record